AUGACCUUAAGCAACAUUCCGAAUCUCAAGGCCAAGACCAUUUUGGUUGACCUUGGAGGCAUCUUUAUGCAUGCACCAACUGACCGGACGCUUGUGACUGGGGACUCUACCAUUUCUCUACGAAGACUCAUGUUGUCAUCAAUCUGGAUGGACUACGAAUCUGGGAAGCUCAGCGAGGAAGAUUGCUUCGCACGGUUAGCCAGCGAACAUCACAUUGAAGCGAGUGAACUAGCAGCGAUGAUUAGUGAUCUUCGUCAAACUAUCACUUACGAUGAGAAUACUGCUGCGGUCUUUAAAAACAUCAAACAGUCAAAAAUCCGCAUUUUCCUGGUGACAAACAUCUCUCACGAGGACUAUGCGGCGCUCCAAAGCCUGUGGAGUCAUGCUUUCUGGUCUAUCUUUGACGGCGUCUUCACCUCAUCGGCACUCGGCGUCCGAAAGCCCAAUUUGCGUUUCUAUCGUCAAGUCCUCCGAGCCACGAGGGCGACUCCUCAUGAAACCUUCUUCAUCGAUGAUCGUCCUGAAAAUGUGCUCGCGGCUCUCAGUCUCGGUAUGAAGGGUACAUCUGACACUUCUGACCUUUCCCGAUCGCUCGCCAACUUUAUCGGGAACCCCAUCGAGCGAGGGCUUGCCUUCUUGCGAAGACAUAGCGGGAAGUUCCCUACAACCACCCAGAGCUUGGUGGAUAUUGAAGUCCCGCCUCGACUUUGGAACUUUUUCAGUGGGAAACCGAAAUACACGACCGAUGACUACCCCCCAGACUUGGACACCACAUCACUUGGAAUGAUAGCUUUCCCUCCUGACGAGGCGACGGCCCACUCUAUUCUAGACGACAUGCUUGAUUAUGUUGACGAAGACGGCAACAUCUAUGCGUACUAUGAUAAAUCACGGCCGCGAGUUGACGCAGUGAUCACCCUCAAUGUUUUGAUUAUAUUCCACAAAUACGGGCGCGGUCACGAAUUGCCGAUAACGUUAGAGUGGAUGUUUAAUAUCCUGUUGAACCGGGCAUACAUAAACGGUACACGCUACUACGCUAAUGCUGAGUGGUUCCUCUAUUAUAUGGUGCGCCUUCUUCGCGAGUCCAUUGAUCCAACGCUCGAAGAAAGGUUCAAGUGUCUUCUCCGAAAACGUGUGGCUGAGAGGAUUGGCAGUCCCGGUGAUGCGUACUGUCUGGGUAUGCGAGUACUUGCUUGUAGGUAUCUGGGUAUUGAGAAUUACCCGGAUCGCCAGAAGCUUGUGGAUAUGCAACAGGAAGAUGGCGGCUGGGAGGCUUCUUGCAUGUACUACUUCCCGGGAAAGAAACGGGAGGUCGGAAACAGAGGAGCUAGCACAGCUUUUGCCUUGAAAGCUCUCGAGGAUUGGUCUCCUUGA
Messenger RNA from Penicillium lagena, 1371 nucleotides. RefSeq names its product HAD-like protein. The record is from RefSeq and is a predicted model, not a curated record. NCBI's taxonomy places the organism in Eukaryota, Fungi, Ascomycota, Eurotiomycetes, Eurotiales, Aspergillaceae. Bases 1 to 1371 code for a protein of 456 amino acids. The transcript has 4 exons.